AUGAAUGAAAAAGAUGAUGUAAACGUAUUAAAAUUAUAUUUUAGAUUUUUCUUUACAGCUUAGAUUAUGCAAAUGUUACAUACUAUAAUAAAUAUCAACUUAAUGAUGAUUUAUAAUUAUGCAUGAAUGGUAAAAUAGAGAAUUAAAUUGUUGAAUAUAAUGUUUCAAAUAAUUUCUCUUAUGAAAUAGUUUAAAUGAAUAUAGAUGUUACAUAUGAUUACUUUACAUUUUGGUAAAUAUGGGUGCUUGUAUUAGUAAUUGUAUUAUGUGUUGGUGUAGGAUUUUAUUGUUGGAAAAAACAAAGAAAUUAAAAAUAACAGAAACUGUAUUUAUUAGAAUGA
Paramecium sonneborni is the source of this 341-nucleotide messenger RNA. The record is from the annotation of a GenBank genome assembly. Lineage: Eukaryota; Ciliophora; Oligohymenophorea; Peniculida; Parameciidae.